ACAAAUAACGAGUACAAAUGGAAGUAGCCAAGGUGGGAAGGUUCUACCUAUUGGCUAAUUUCUUGUGCUUGUUUUCAUCUAUAUGGAGGCAGCAAGAAAAGAGGUUGAAGAUAAACAUGAUAAGAAGAAGCAAUUUUCAAUGGUGAAUCCUAAACGUGCAUUUUUCAACAGAAAAUGGACAACUUUAGACCGACGUACUGCUGCUGGAAUUUUGUUCUUGCAUUUGCUUUCUCUCUUGGCCCCAUUUCACUUCAAUUGGGCUGCAUUUUGGGUUGCUUUUGCACUAUAUUUGAUUACAGGUGCCUUAGGGAUUACGCUCUCGUAUCACAGGAAUCUUGCACAUAGAAGUUUUAAACUUCCUAAAUGGCUUGAGUACUUUUUUGCAUAUCUUGGAGUGCAAGGCUUUCAGGGUGAUCCAAUUGAUUGGGUUAGUACGCAUAGAUAUCAUCAUCAGUUUGUUGAUACCGAUAGAGAUCCACACAGUCCCAUGCAAGGAUUUUGGUUUAGCCACAUGACAUGGAUGUUUGACUCAUAUGGUUUGACUGAAAAGAUUUAUCCGAAAAAUCUCGAAGAUUUCAAGGAAAGAGAAGCAAAACGAACACUUUCUCGCAAUUGGUUUGUGGGUUUUCUAAAGUAUGGAAGGCCAAAGAAUGUUGAGGAUUUGCAGAAACAAGGUUUCUACAGGUUCCUUCGUAAAACAUACCUUCUUCAUCCCAUAGCUCUUGCAAUUGUUCUCUAUAAAUUUGGAGGACUUCCCUUUGUUGUUUGGGGAAUGGGAGUGAGGCUGAUUUGUGUUUUACAUGCUGCACUCUUCGUGAAUUCAGCAUGCCACAUUUGGGGCUACAGAAAGUGGAACACCAAUGACUUAUCAAAGAACAAUUGGAUAAUAGGAUUGAUUUCUUUUGGGGAAGGUUGGCACAACAACCACCAUGCUUUUGAAUACUCAGCUAGACAUGGUCUUCAAUGGUGGGAAUUUGACUUCACGUGGUGGGUUAUCUUAUUACUUCAAGCUCUUGGAUUGGCAACUGAUGUCAAAUUGCCCACUCAACUUCAUAAGCAAAAGUUGGCCAUCCAAUAUAAAAUCACUUCACCAUGUGAUUCCUCUUAAGUAUUAUUGUGAUCUUUUUGCAUUUAUUUAGUUCUUGUUCUUGCUUGUUUUUUAAAUAAAAAAGAAAGAAAAAGAAAAUAAAUAUGUACAUGGAGUCUUAUAUGACUUCUUAAAUCUUUUUAUGUCAUUCGAGUAUUAUGUUUUCAAACAUUAUGGAUUAUUUUCUCUCCAUAAUAUAUUUAUUAAUGAGAAUGAUCUUUAGAUUAUAGAAUC
Cucumis sativus (cucumber) is the source of this 1321-nucleotide messenger RNA. RefSeq names its product palmitoyl-monogalactosyldiacylglycerol delta-7 desaturase, chloroplastic. Gene Ontology annotation, molecular function: oxidoreductase activity, acting on paired donors, with oxidation of a pair of donors resulting in the reduction of molecular oxygen to two molecules of water. The transcript is spliced from 4 exons. Bases 83 to 1108 code for a protein of 341 amino acids. Lineage: Eukaryota; Viridiplantae; Streptophyta; Magnoliopsida; Cucurbitales; Cucurbitaceae. The record is from RefSeq and is a predicted model, not a curated record. Gene Ontology annotation, cellular component: endoplasmic reticulum membrane. Gene Ontology annotation, biological process: lipid metabolic process.